Mesocestoides corti is the source of this 921-nucleotide messenger RNA. The record is from the annotation of a GenBank genome assembly. Lineage: Eukaryota; Metazoa; Platyhelminthes; Cestoda; Cyclophyllidea; Mesocestoididae.
AUGAUGCCUCCAAAUGUUGACGCAGAGCAAAGCAAGGAGUACUUUAUCCAGCACCCAGUCAGUCAGUCUGUGACACUCAACAGCACCUUCACACUGGCCUGUCGAUUUCUAGUGAGCCUUUUUCAAGGAGCAUCACCGGACUCACCAAAGCCGGUGGUACAGUGGGUCAGGAAUAAAUUCGGACUCGGGGCUACUCGAGAGGAUAUUCAGGAGGCUGGCAUGGAAACAAACUCCCCCAUUUCUCGAUACGACUUGCCAUACAACCUCGACGAAGGCAAGACAAAAAUGUGCACAAUACGAAACAUUUCCAGAGCCAACAGCAGAGAGAAACAAGCUAGAGAAGGACAAUACGAUCUUCAAAUACGCUACGCAACUAGUUUGGACGAGGGCAAAUAUGUGUGCCAGCUGCAUUACGGCAGAAACACCUACUUUAGUCAAACUGCAGAUGUCAGGGUCUUGGUGGCAUCAGAGCCGCCUGAAUUAGCCCAGUCUGAUGCUUCCACAUCCAACAUAGUAAAAAGAGUAGGACCCCAGGUGUUCGCCACAGCAACGGAAGGUACUUACAUGAGGCUUCAUUGCUUCGCCAGAAACGGGAAACCAGGACCUAAGCUCUUCUGGUUUCUGAAUGGAAGUCCUCUUUCAAUUUUGUAUAAUGAAAAUGGAACAGAAGGACAAAUAACAAGUCCAAUCGAAGGAAAUGUCUCCGUUAAAAGCAUAUCCUCGGGAGUACCACCGUUUCUGUACGUUUUGGUGACCACGGUGAGUGAGAUCGUAGUUUACGUCACAAAACUACACCAUGGCUCAAAGAUUCAGUGCAACGCACAGAACGAAGGCUACGAGAACCACCCCCUUGAGCCCGCUUACACGAAGCUCAACAUACUUUGUAAGGAAAUUGAUAGAGUCACCAGUCUUGAUUCUUAA